This is a messenger RNA of Paramecium pentaurelia, 372 nucleotides long. NCBI's taxonomy places the organism in Eukaryota, Ciliophora, Oligohymenophorea, Peniculida, Parameciidae. The record is from the annotation of a GenBank genome assembly.
AUGUAAAUUUAUCCACAACCUUAGGAUGAAACAGAUAGAAAAUUGAUAGAAAUCCCAUUCAAUAUUAAGGAACAAACUCAAUAAAACAAACACUAAUCAGAGAGUAUUGAAACAACUUAAAAAGAUUAAUUAUCUUCUUAAUUUAAAUCGAAAGGCUUAUUAUCUUCAGAUCAGAAAUCCUGUUCUUAAAAGAAAGUUCGACUUGAUUCUACAGGUUAACCAAUAUUGAAAAAAUCUAAAGCUCAUUAAAUAACAUUUAGCAAUCAAUUACAACAAAUAUAUUAUGUAGAAAGCUGGAAAGAAUAUAAUUCAAAUGAUAAUUAAGAAGAAGAGAAAGAAACCUGUUGUCCUUUUUGUAAAGUCUUUUGAUAU